Messenger RNA from Paramecium tetraurelia, 2004 nucleotides. RefSeq lists its product as uncharacterized. The record is from RefSeq and is a predicted model, not a curated record. Gene Ontology annotation, molecular function: protein binding; zinc ion binding. The transcript is spliced from 7 exons. Lineage: Eukaryota; Ciliophora; Oligohymenophorea; Peniculida; Parameciidae.
AUGAGUACCUUGUCAACCAUUUGUCAGAAACAUAUCAAACACAUAGAAGCAUUCUGCUCGGAUGAUUGUUCUUUGUUAUGUAUAAACUGCAUUCUCUAUGAUGGUCACAAAGGCCAUUAAUUUCAAUCAUUAGAAGAUAGUUUACGAAUGGAAUUGAAUAGAUUCUACUCCAUCUCUGAAAAUGUCCAAUAGAAUCAUCAGAAAGCCAUCAAGCAAUUUCAAUAGUUAGCAUAAAUGAACGACCAACUCGAUAUCGAAUACCAAAGACUCAACAUCGAAAUCACUAAAUUUUUCAAUUCAAUUCGCCAAUCCAUUCAAGAACGAGAAUCCAAACUGCAAGAACAAUUAAAUCAGUCACUCAUCAACCAGAAAUAGCAAAUAUCUCAAAACCAAUAAAAGCUGCAAACACAACUCUAGGAUAUUAAUGAUUAUUUGCAAGAACUCUCGGAACUCGAUGAAAAGUCUUAAGAUCCUAUCAAGUUUCUAUAAACAACCCAAAGUCGAACCAAACUCAUUAAUAAACUACCGAAAUCAAUAGUUACAAUAGAUUAAGCCAUCAAAUUUCCAGAACUAAAUAAAGAACACGAAAAUCAAAACAUUAUUAAGGUUUUGUCCAAAAAGACCAAUUAAUAAUAAGUGUUACCUCCUCCACCUACUUAAUAGACUACAUCCACUCAAUAAAAAAUAGUGUAAUCUAUCAAAAAGACUAACAAUAAUUAGUAGUAACAAUCUUAUAAUGCUUAAUAUCAAUAACAAUAAUAGAAUUAAAUACUUUAACAGUAAUCUCAACAACAAAAAAAAAUGAAUCAAUCCAAAAAGGUACCGUUAUGUGAAAAUAAUGGGCCUUGUGCUGUCCAAAUUAAUCUUAAAAAGAAGGUGGAGGAAAAAUAAAUUAAUCAAGUGAGAUUGACCAACUUUUAAGAAGCCAGAAAUCAGAUGAAAGAAAGAAAUUAUGAAAAAAGUGUAGAACGAAGAAAAGAUAGAGAUCAUAGUACUCCUCGAAGAUUAUUUAAAAAUUAAUCAAAAGUUAGUUAGGAUCCAUAAUCACCUUUUAUGCAUUAGGAAGACUCAAAAUAAGAAUUCAACACUUUCUUAAAUUCAAUACAAGAUUUCGAACCUGAAUUGACUAAUGUUAGUCACAUGUCUAUGGAUUUUCAAUAUAUCACAAUAGGCGGUUUUGUUGAUAGUUUAAAAUAAAUAGUUGAAAAAUAUGAUAUUAAAACAGAUUAUGCUAGCGAAAAAGAUUCAUUAAAGAAUAACAGAUGUAAAUUUGGAAUUGCACAUUUAAUCAAUGGAAAUGUGUUAUUAAUGGGUGGCAAAGUGGAUGGUGUUCGUAUUGAUACUUGUGAAGAGUAUAAUUAUAAAGAUAAAAAAAUUAUCCCAUCAAAAAUAAAAUUACCAUCAUCCAGAAGUGGAUUCGGAACAUUGAAUGUUAAUCAAUUUAUUUAUGUAAUUGGUGGCAAUGAUGGUCAAGAGAAUUUAAAAGAUUUCGACUGUUUUAAUUAGAUUGACAAUAAUUGGAUUAAGUUCCCAACCAUGAUUGAGGCCAGAGAUGAAUUGGCUGUAUGCAUGUAUGAAAAUGCAAUCUUUGCCAUUGGAGGAUUUGGAGGACAAUUCAACACUUGUCUCAAAACUGUUGAAGUGUUUACUUCAGGGAAAUGGGGUCAUUGUGCUCCUUUAAAUAUACCAAGAAGAGCCUUGGCAGGUGUUUCCUUACCAGAUGGGAUAUAUGCAAUAGGAGGAUUUGAUGGCACUUAAUAUUUGAAUAGUGUUGAAAAGUAUGAAGAUGGUAGAUGGACCUUAAUUGAAUCUAUGAUCCAUCCAAGAUGCACACUUUCAGCAUUACCAACUCCAGAUAAUUAAUACAUUUAUGUAUUCGGAGGAUUUGAUAAUGGUCCUCUUGAUUCGGUUGAAAAAUAUUCGGUAUUGAGUGGCAAUUGGGAAGAAAUAAACUCAAUGUUAGCUAAACGAUUUAUGCAUUAAACUUUUAUUACACUCGCAUGA